Fonticula alba is the source of this 618-nucleotide messenger RNA. RefSeq lists its product as hypothetical. Bases 1 to 618 code for a protein of 205 amino acids. Lineage: Eukaryota; Rotosphaerida; Fonticulaceae. The record is from RefSeq and is a predicted model, not a curated record. The transcript has 2 exons.
AUGCCCGAGCGCCGGGCCUCGGCCUGGCUUGCGCCCAUGCUCCUUGCACUGGCCCUGCUGUGGGGCUGGUUCCAGGUGGGUUCGUCGAACAACCAGCAGGAUGUCCCCUUCGCACGGGCCCCAACGCCCACGUACACCGAUCCGCAGGCCGCCCGGAUGAUCGGGGUUUUCCACACCUCCGCGACUCCAAGCCUGAGCCAGCUGGCAGUCUUCCACAACACCACCACUUCGGUGUCCAUCUUCAAGCAGGAAGCGCUCAGCCACUCGCUCAACGAGCAGUCGCGCUCCGGAGCCGUCUUCAGCAAUGUCCCCGAGCAGGUACUUGGCGGCUCUCUCGACAAGAGCCAUCUGAGGGAGCUCAUGGUGGCUGCUUCGUCCAGCGGCCCGGUGCUGUUGGCCCUCGGCGACACGUGGGUCGGUGCCUGGAUCAAUGACAAGUGGGUCACCCAUGAUCUGCCGGAGUCCAUCUCGCUACUCGACUACAUGGCCCUCGGUUUGGAUGACAUCUUGCUUGCAGUACACUCGAGCAGCACCAACGCUUUGUACAUCGUCCGGCUGGCCGACACUGGCAAAUCCACGACCUACACCCUGGCAAGCCAGAUGGCCUGGUAUUUGUGA